GGUAUAUCCAGGAACCCUUCGCUCUCCCCCCACACAAACAUAAAACAACACACUAUUCACUGGCAUCUUCUUUUAGUUAUACUCACUACGCUUUUUACUACAAUUUAAUUAGACUGUUUUUAUCAUUACAUCAACUACAAAUACACCAAAUACAAUAAAUACAACAAUGAAGUCGUAUCUCGUGCCAGACUCCGCCGAGCAGGGCUACUCUGCAAUUAUGCGCCGCGGGGCAACGAGGACGGCAUUUUACGAGCUCUUCCAGCACCGGGUCAAUAUCUCGCCCAACACCAACCUCAUCGGAUCGCGAAGGUUUGAUCCUCUCACACGAAAGUUUGGCGCCUACGAGUGGACCUCAGCCGCCCAGGCCGCUGAGCUCGUGGAGCAAUUUGGGUGCGGCCUCGACCACCAGGCGCUGGGAAUCUACUCAAUCAACCGUCCCGAGUGGCUGCUGGCCGAGUUUGCUGGGUUCCGGUCUAGCAAGUAUUCGGUUGCGCUGUACGACACUCUGGGCGCUGACUCUAUCGAGUUUAUCAUUGAGCACUCCAGCGUUGCUGUAGUUGUAUGCUCUAUAGACAAGGUGCCCAAGCUGCUGAAGCUCAAGGACAAGCUGCCAAGCCUCCAGGCCAUCAUAUCGAUGGACUUGUUUGCCGAUCACGGAAAAAACCCGGUCGCACUGCCGUUCACUGUAAACUCGAUCCGUGUGCUACACGAGUGGGCCAAGUCCAAGGGCGUCGCUCUGUAUGACAUGAGCGAGCUCCACACGCCUCGGCUACCAAAGCCCUCGGACCUGUGCACAAUCUGCUACACCUCAGGAACCACUGGCGAGCCCAAGGGCGCCAUGGCCACCCACGCGAGCUACGCAUUCUCGGCCAAAUCCGGCAGUGUAGCAGUUCCGUGCGACAAUUCUGUCUACAUGUCGUUCCUGCCACUGGCACACUGUUUUGAGCGCAACAUCAUUUACGCCGGAAUGGCACUCCACCCUACAGUCAUGGCCGGUGUGCCACGCCUGUUUAACCGCAUCUACGACCGCAUUGCCGCCGCGACGCUCUACGGACCGGGUCUCUCGGGAGUCAUUGCGCGCACGGCUAUUAGACAAAAGAUGGAGCGCUUGGAGGCUGGCCACGGGACGACACACCCGUUCUGGGACCGCAUUGUGUGCAAAAAAAUUAGACAGGCUUUUGGAGGCUGCCUGGAGGUUAUGAUUUCGGGCAGUGCGCCGAUCGACGCCAAGGUGCUAAACUUUUUGCGUGUCGCGCUGGCUGGCUACGCUAGCACUGAGUGCAAUGCAACGGCCACUGUCAGUUUGUACAACGAGAAUAAGGCUGGUCACGUCGGCGUGCCCAACCCAGGCAUAGAUAUUCGCCUGCGCGACGUUCCCGAGAUGAAUUAUUUGGCAACCGACAAGCCUUGCCCGCGCGGUGAGGUCUUGAUCCGCGGCAAGAGCACAAAGGCAGUUUUUGACGGCGAAUGGCUGAUCACUGGUGACGUGGGCCAGUUUAACGAGGACGGUAACCUCAAGAUCAUUGACCGCAGGAAGAAUAUUCUCAAGUUGGCCCAAGGAGAAUACGUCGCUGUAGAGUUCCUUGAGACUGUGUACUCGCGGUGCCCGCUGAUUCAGAAUAUAUUUGUGCAUGGCGACUCUCUACAAUCCUCUCUGGUGGCCGUAGUUGUGCCUGAUCCCGAGACCUUUUUGCCAUGGGCACAGAAAAUCACGGGUAACAAGGUCGCCUCGCUCGCUGAACUGUGCAAAAAUGAGCAGGUUGUAGGCGCGCUUUUAGUUGAGCUGCGCGUGCUGGGCCGCGAGACUAAGCUUCAGGGCUUUGAGAUUGUCCGCGAGAUUCACUGUGAUUCUGUGCCGUUUGACAUCGAGGGCAAUGGCUUGCUGACAGCAACUUUCAAGCUCAAGCGCAACAUUGCCAAGGAGUACUACGCCAUGCAAAUUCAGAACAUGUACGCCAAGAUCACAAAGCCAAAGUAAGCGAGAGGAUUUAGACAGAGCGGGGCUAUAGCAUAAUAUUUUGAUAUACUAGAAAUAUACACAAACUUAAAUAAUUCAA
Molecule: messenger RNA, 2057 nt
Organism: Kickxella alabastrina
Lineage: Eukaryota; Fungi; Kickxellomycota; Kickxellomycetes; Kickxellales; Kickxellaceae
Exons: 7
Coding region: 167-1978 (603 amino acids)
Biological process (GO): long-chain fatty acid metabolic process
Cellular component (GO): endoplasmic reticulum; membrane
Molecular function (GO): long-chain fatty acid-CoA ligase activity
Source: RefSeq, a predicted model, not a curated record